Ceutorhynchus assimilis (cabbage seed weevil) is the source of this 6971-nucleotide messenger RNA. The record is from the annotation of a GenBank genome assembly. NCBI's taxonomy places the organism in Eukaryota, Metazoa, Arthropoda, Insecta, Coleoptera, Curculionidae.
GCGGGACUCGCGUGUGUUCAUCACAUAAGGUUAUAGUGCUGUGGUUUUUUCCCCGUUUAGGGGGGGUUGACGGUCGCGAUGACCGACCGUGGACUGUGGUGGUUCAUGGUAGUGUGUAUAGGGAUAUCGGAGAUUAAUGGGCAAUUUCUUAGUCCUUACCUACAAUCAAACAGAACAGGACUCUACGGCAGGCCCAACAGUAGGUUAGCAGCAAGACAAAGACCUACAGGCGGAUCGUAUAGGAGUGGAGAAUACGGAAGAGUCGAUUCGCAGGAAUACAAUUCGAGGGUAGAUGUGUAUGAUAAAGAUAAUGAAGACAAUGACGAAGCCGAUUCUGACAGAGGAGACCAAGAUCUCUUUGGCGAAAACACCAAGUCCCCCUACGACGCCAACGACAACUACGAAUCCAGAGUAGACGCGUCGUAUGAAACCAGACUUAAUGGUGUUGAAUCCGAAAGCAGAUCUCCAGUAGGUUAUGGAGGUUCUUCAGGUGGUUACCAAAGAGGUUAUGACGCAUCAAGAUCAGCCAGCGGAGCUUAUGACGCAUCAAGAUCUGCAGCAGGAGGCUACGACGCAUCAAGAUCAGCAGCCGGAGGCUACGACGCAUCAAGAUCCGGAAGCUACGGUUCAGCAGUAACAGGAGGCUAUGACGCAUCCAGAGCUGGUAGCUAUGACACCCGUUAUGCUGCUUCAGGCUCCGCUAGUGGCUCACUAGAUGCCAGAUAUGACGCUGCCAGAAGCGGACUAGCUGUUUCAGGUGCUGGACAAUCGUCUGCUAGCAGGGGUUCAUAUGGUGCCUAUGCUAGCAGCCCUUACGAAAGCAGACGGCCCUAUGCCAGCAAUUAUGACAUAAUUGAUGCACCAGGAAGCGCUGUUGGUCCAAGAAACGGAUCGGAAAGGUGUAUUCCAAAAUGCUUUGCUGAGAAAGGAAAUAGAGGUUAUCCAGGUUUGCCAGGCCACAACGGUGACAAAGGUAUCAGAGGUUUCCCCGGUGACGAAGGUAUUCCAGGAGAAAAAGGCGACAUGGGCGUGACGGGCCCUCCAGGCCCCAGAGGUCCGAAAGGUGACCGAGGCAAAACCGGACUGCCCGGAUUCCCUGGGGUGAACGGAGUGCCUGGCCUACCGGGUCCCGAAGGUCUUUCCGGACCUCCAGGUUUGGACGGUUGCAACGGAACAGAUGGAUUUCCCGGUCAAGCAGGUUUCCCUGGAGACGUAGGACCCAGAGGUUUUCCCGGUCAAUCGGGUAUCAAAGGAGAGAAAGGAGAAGCCGCGCAUUGUGAAAUCAAUUUGAAAGGACAAAAAGGUGAACCCGGUAGAGAUGGUGUAACUGGACCACCUGGAAACCCUGGUCCACAAGGGCUUCGUGGAUUACCUGGCCCGUCUGGAGAACUUGGACAAAGAGGUUUUUCUGGACCGCCUGGACCUAAAGGUCAAAAAGGUCUCAUGGGCGUUGGCUACUACGGAGAAAAAGGUGACAAAGGUGACACUGGUCCAGCAGGACAAAAAGGCGACUCUGUAGCACCUUACAUCAACAACGGAACAGUGACAAUUGGACCUCCUGGCGAUAAAGGGAUGAAAGGAGAUCGAGGUGAUUUUGGCUUUCAAGGACAAAAAGGUGAACCCGGCGCCGAAGGUGAUUACGGUAUUCCUGGUUCUAUUGGUAUGAAAGGAGAAAAAGGUUUAGUCGGACCCCCAGGACCUCCUGGUCUUCGUGGAUUUGCCGGACCACCAGGCCCUCCAGGCCAGAAAGGAGAUCGCGGUCUAGAAGGCCUUCCAGGUUUAGCAGGAAGGAAUGGUCCAAAAGGGGAGCCAGGACGUGAUGGUGCAUCAGGACAAAUCGGUUUGCGUGGUCCACCUGGACCCCCGGGAGGUGGCAAAGGACAACCUGGACCACCUGGACCUGCUGGUCCGAGAGGAUACCCUGGUCCACAAGGGCCCAAAGGUACUGAUGGAUUCCCCGGAGAACCAGGCCGUCGAGGUCCACAAGGACCGGUAGGUGGUCUGGGAGUUCCUGGCAGACCUGGACCCGAAGGACCUGCAGGAGAAAAAGGCGCCAAAGGAGAAUCAGGAUCAAUUGGUCAUCCAGGUGGCGAAGGUCCGCGUGGUUUCCCUGGCGCUCCAGGACCUCAAGGCCCGAGAGGCUUUACUGGUGACAAAGGAUAUUCGAUAAUGGGACCUAAAGGAGACGAUGGGAUACCCGGAUUUGACGGACAAAAAGGUCUGAAAGGUGAAAAAGGUUUCGAAGGUCCACGAGGUGCCCCUGGUGACUCUUUGAAUGGUAUUCCCGGAGAAAUGGGACUUCCUGGUACUCAAGGUGAACGAGGAUUAUCUGGCCGACCUGGUAUGUCUGGAAGUCCAGGCAUUCCCGGCGAGAAGGGUGACAAGGGUGGAACUUGCAUUGACUGUUUGCCCGGCAUGAAAGGAGACAAAGGAGAACGUGGUUAUGAUGGCCGGGAUGGUGAUAUUGGUCCUAGAGGACCACCCGGACCUCCUGGUGCAUUGGGAGCUCCCGGACAAGAUGGUGUUCCUGGUAUACAGGGACAACCCGGUGCCCCUGGUAAAGAUGGUAUCGAUGGACCCAUAGGACCACCAGGAAACCCUGGUUCCCCAGCAAUUAUCCCAGGAAGCUUAGUUAAAGGAGAAAAGGGCGACAAAGGUUUAAGAGGUGAUCUCGGAAGACCUGGUCCUCUAGGACCUCCAGGAUAUCCAGGACAAAAAGGAGAUUUAGGUUUCCCAGGGCUUCCUGGUGAAAAGGGUGACAAGGGCAUACCAGGCUUCAGAGGCAUUGACGGUCGCCCAGGUGAAAACGGUUUGCCAGGCCAAAAAGGACUUAAAGGAGACAGCGUUAAAGGAGAACCCGGUCUACCAGGUUUAACUGGACAAAAAGGAGAAAUUGGUGACGAAGGAGAACGUGGUCCCAGAGGUGAAGAUGGACAAUGUCCCGAUAAUAUAGUAGCAUUGCUUAAGGGUAAAGAUGGACCGUCUGGAGAUAAAGGUGAACCAGGUCCUAGAGGAUAUGACGGAGUACCUGGACAAAAAGGUGAUCCAGGUGUCCCAGGACCCAAAGGUAUUGCUGGCAUCGAAGGACCCCCAGGACCCCUGGGAAGAAGAGGUUUGCCUGGCCCAAGAGGUGAUAAAGGAAAUGUUGGUCCAAUGGGAUUCCCUGGAGAACCAGGAAGAGAUGGCUCUAGAGGAUUGCCCGGUCUUAACGGGCCAAAAGGUACGAAAGGUGAAGCAGGUAUUCCGCAAGUUGGGCCUUCUGGACCACCAGGGCCUUUGGGUAUUAAAGGAGAAAAAGGAUUACCAGGAUUCCCUGGCAAGCCAGGACAACGCGGAAAUGAUGGCUUAGCAGGUUUGAUGGGCGAAAAAGGAGAUGUCGGUAUUCCAGGCUUAACUGGACUGACAGGAGCUCCAGGACAAAAAGGUGACGCAGGUCCAUUGGGACCACCUGGAUUAUCAGGACUGCCAGGAACAUCAGGUCCUAUGGGUCCCAAAGGAGAGCCAGGCUUGAAAGGAGAACAAGGCAAAUCAGGACUGCCUGGAUUCCCAGGACAUAAAGGCGACAAAGGUGACCUUGGACGUUCAGGAGCUCCAGGUUUUAAGGGAGCGCUGGGGAAACCAGGUAUUCCCGGUAGACCCGGUAUGGACGGACAACCUGGCUUCAGAGGUGAUAAGGGUGACAAGGGUUAUCCUGGACCACCAGGCCCAGUCGGAUUAAUCGGUCUGCCAGGAUCGAUCGGUUAUCCGGGAGAAAAGGGAGAUUUGGGACCGCAAGGCAGACCAGGCUUACAAGGACUACCAGGUUUGGAUGGGCUUAAAGGCAACGACGGUCUUCCAGGAUUAUCGGGCAGAAAAGGUGAACCAGGCGAAGCUUCAGAGAAAGGUCAGAAGGGUGAACCUGGCAUUCCAGGUUUACGUGGAGCGGAUGGCCUGCCAGGUCCGAUAGGUCCUCUAGGUGAAAAAGGUAAUAUGGGUUUCCCAGGCCAAACAAUACCCGGCUAUCCAGGACAAAAGGGUGACCGCGGUGAUCGUGGAUUCGACGGCACACCCGGACUAGCCGGCCUGAAAGGUGAUAGAGGUAUUCCUGGAUUGAUCGGCCAAAAAGGUGACGAUGGUUUGCCUGGUGCAACUGGUGCUCCUGGAAUGGACGGCAAAGACGGACUACCAGGCUUAACUGGUGAAAGAGGAUAUCCUGGUGCCCCAGGUCUUACUGGUGAAAAGGGUGACAAAGGAGACGCAGGCUUGAACGGAUACAAUGGAGCACCGGGAGAAAAGGGCAACGGAGGUCCUGUUGGGCCAGUAGGUUAUCCUGGAGAAAAGGGUGACUUAGGAGAUAGAGGUAUGCCUGGUAUACCGGUAUCUAUUAAGGGAGACAAAGGAGAGCCUGGACCUGCAGGUUUACUCGGUAGAGAAGGUGAGAAGGGUGAUAGAGGAUAUCCUGGACAACCUGGACUUAGAGGAGAGAAGGGAGACAUUGGAUUCCCGGGUGUUAAAGGAGAACAGGGCUGGGCUGGAACAGAAGGAAGAAAAGGUGAUACUGGACCUUCUGGACUUCCUGGACUACCAGGACACACUAUCAAAGGCGAAAAGGGUCUGCCAGGUCUUCCUGGUAAAAACGGAAGAGAAGGCGCCCCUGGACUCCAAGGAGAAAAAGGUGUAACCGGACUACCAGGACUCAGUGGACGUCCAGGACAACCAGGACCACCAGGCCCAUUAGGUUUACAAGGACCUAAAGGUGAUAGAGGAUACGACGGCCGUCCAGGUCCUGUCGGACCAUUAGGACCACCAGGCCGACCGGGAUUGAACGGCUUACAAGGAGUACCCGGUGAAAAAGGUGACCGUGGACCUCCAGGUGUUCUUGGAGCUCCUGGUGAAAAGGGAGACAGAGGUCUAACCGGCUUACAAGGCGACUCUGGACUACCAGGCCAAAAGGGCGACCGUGGCCGUGAUGGUUUACCUGGUAUAAGAGGACCCCCAGGUCCUCAAGGUUUGAAGGGAGAACUCGGUUUAAGAGGAGUUUCUGGUGCCAUAGGUCUCAUAGGCCAAAAAGGAGACAAAGGAGAAGCUGGUUUCCCAGGCGCGCCAGGUGUCAAAGGAAACGCCGGACUUCCAGGAACGCCCGGACCCAAAGGCUUAGACGGACGAAACGGUUUUGAUGGUCAACCAGGAUUACCGGGUCCAAUGGGCGAAAAAGGUGACAGAGGCUAUCCAGGAGCUCCAGGAGCAACAGGAGUAGCGGGACAGAAAGGAGAAAUGGGAUUGGCGGGCAGAGAUGGUUUGGAUGGUGCUAUUGGUGCUAUAGGAAUUCAGGGAGAACGCGGCGAACCAUGUCAGGCCGUGUCUGAUUAUCUUACUGGUACCUUAUUGGUACGUCACAGUCAAAGCCGAGAGGUACCUCAGUGUGAAAGUGGUCACACCAAGUUGUGGGAUGGGUAUUCUCUUUUAUAUGUUUCUGGAAACGAAAAACCACACGCUCAAGACUUGGGUAUGGCCGGUUCCUGCAUCCGAAGGUUCUCGACGAUGCCUUUCGUGGUCUGCGACAUUGACAACGUGUGCAACUACGCCAGCAGAAACGACAAAUCCUAUUGGCUGUCUACUAGCGCGGCUAUUCCAAUGAUGCCUGUACAAGAAACCGAAAUCCAAGAUUACAUUUCCAGGUGUGUCGUCUGUGAAACUCCCGCUAAUGUUUUGGCUGUUCACAGUCAGUCGUUGUCGCUACCAGAAUGUCCUUAUGGUUGGUCGUCGUUGUGGAUUGGUUACAGUUUUGUUAUGCAUACUGGUGCCGGUGGCCAUGGAGGUGGUCAAUCGCUCUCUAGUCCUGGUUCCUGCUUGGAAGAUUUCCGAGCCUCGCCGUUCAUCGAGUGUAACGGUGCGCAAGGACACUGUCACUACUUCUCCAACAUGCUCAGUUUCUGGUUGACCACCAUCGACCAAAACCAACAGUUCAGCAAACCGCAGAAGCAAACCCUGAAAGCAGGAAACGUCAGAGACCGAGUCAGCAGAUGUCAAGUCUGCAUCAAGAACACGUAAAAUUGAAUUUUUGAAACGUAUAGGAAAUCCAAAUAAUUGUUAUUAUUAUUGAAUAAUUUUCCGUAAGUUGUUGUUUUGUGGGACACUUGGAACGGGCAACUUAUCGAUUUUUAUUUUAAGCUGUGUUCAACCAAUGAGUGUUCCUUUUUCUUUAAUGUGCCUUAAAGUACUUGAUCUUCUGCUGUGAUAAAAUUACUGGUAACAGACGAUCAAGUACUUGAUCACGUGGUCAAUCAAUUAUUUUUAUUUGUAUAAAGCUUGUUUGUCAAUUUAUCAUUUAUUUUUUGACCACCGGCAGCACCAUUUCAAAUCGAACAAAUAUAAUUUAAAUCUAAUGAUAAAUUGACAAACCAAAAAGAUUUACGGUAUACCGCUUUAUUUGUAACUCUUUUUUAAUACUGCCGUGCCAUGUCGUUUAAAAUAACAAAUUUUAAUUAAUUAUGUAAAGAUUUUUGUAUAGUAAUUUAGGUUUAGGUUGUAUGUAAGUAUGUAAACUUAAGUAGGUACCAACUAUUAGGGGUAUAAAUUAAUGCCUAUUUUUAUAUGUAAUAAAUAAACACAAGUUGAUUUUGUGAUGCUAAUGUUUUAAUUGCUUUUUACUGCCUUGUUUCUUUUUUUCAUUAUACUUUUGGUGCUAUUUCUGCAGUGAGUUUUUUGUCACUUCUGUCGUUUCUCUAACAUUCCUUUUUAUUUCUUUAUUUUGUUUUUAGUCUAGUCAACUUCUGUAACGUUUAAAGUUUUAAAAUGUUUAAUGGAGGAAUUUCACUGCUCCAAAGUUUUUUCUUCAGAUUAUAUUUUCGAGCACUGCCAUUUGUAAUAUUUAUAAAUAUAUUAAUAUAAGACACUUAUAGAUGCUUUUUCUUUUGGUUACUACUAUUUUCUAAAACCUUUUUUGUAAUUAUUAUUUUGCUGUCCGUUUUAUUAAAAAUAUUUUCAAUUAG